AGUGACUCUUUUGGCAUAGGCUUAACUCCAGAAGAUAUAAUCGACCGUCUGCUGUCCACAGAUAAUAACAAGACAGAUGAAAACAUUAUACCAAUAUUUUUGACGUUUUUCCGAAAAUUCAUGAAACCCUUUGAACUAGUAAAAACACUGGUUGAAAGGUAAAUAUACGCUUUAUUUUAUUUCGUUUCCCUAGCUACGAACUCAUGCCUAUUCAACAGAUUCGAAAAUGAUGGUUUAUCAGACGCUUUACCGACUGAUUUACAAAAAAGGUUUGUCCCAUUUUCAUUGCCCGCAGCGUGUAACAAUGAUUUAUUUAUUUUUCUUGCGAAAUGACAGAAUACACAGCGUUUUUACAUUAUGGUUAUCACAUUACUGGAACGACUUUUACGGUUCACAUGCAAGAAAGCAUAUUAUACUUUUUUUAGACCGCAUUUCAAAGUAUGACAGUCUUACACCCAUUUGCGAUUCGUUAGCACCACUUGUUGUACGCGAACCACCCUCAUAUGAUCCUGACAAAGUAUGGGGUCUUAUCGACGAUGAAUAUGAUGAUGAUGACGAAGACGACCAAAUGAUAUCACCGCCAACAACACCUAUAAAAAGAAAUGAAAAAAAGGAUAGUGGCUAUGUUUCAGGUACAUUUUCCUUUGUCCCUUCAUCCCCUACUAAACCUGAAGCGCCUCCCUUUAUAUUAAAACGACUAUCAAAUACAAGUCAGCCAUCAACAUUAUUAUCUCCUAAUUUAAAUCGACUGUUAUUACGGACGAACAGCAAAGUAGUAACACAUUCAGAAUCGCAUCCCGAUCUAAGGUCCACUUAUGCAGCACACAAAAGUCCCUUGUCCUCUGCGAACGAGUUACCCAGACGCGCUGAAUUCGCAGGUGGUCUGAUAAACAUUGACAAUGCCAUAAAGCAUAAUAAGUUGCAUGGUCCAUCAUCCAUGACCCCAUCGCUCGCAACCACAACAGGUCGCUGGACUUCCUCUUUAGGUCAUCAGUUACUUGCAUCUAGUUUUAUAAGCUCAUUCAGGCCCAAGACGGAUAAAGAUCAAACCGGGUCUAAUUACAAAACUUUUAUGAAAGCGGCUGAUGCCAGUGUAGCAGAUCAGUUGACGUGGAUAGAGUCCGAACUUUUUUCUAAAAUCAAGCCCAGAGAAUUUAUUCGAAAUAUAUGGAAUACACCUGUCAGCGAUAAACGGUCAUCGUUAUUAUCAUGCAGCAAUACAGUUCUUGCAUCUAUUGCACAUUUUAACUUUAUUUCGGCCUGGGUCGUCACCGUAAUUGUAACUCAAUCCAGAUUAAGUAAACGGGUCGCGUUACUCCAAAAAUUCAUGUCGAUUGCAGUUGAACUACGAAACCUUAAUAACUAUAAUACAUUGAUGGCGAUUUUGGCAGGCAUCAAUAGUGCGUCAGUUCUCAGAUUAAAACAAACAAGACAAGGCGUUGCAACAAAAAAAGUCUAUAAACAAUUCCAGAGUCUAGAACGAUUGAUGAGUACCGACAAAUCAUUUAGCUCUUAUCGCAUGGCUUUAAAGGCUUCUUCCAGUGGCGCACCCGGAAUACCAUAUCUCGGUAUUCAUACUCAGGAUCUGGUUUCGUUGGCAGAAGCAAAUAAGGACUUUCGGGCGGACGGCACAAUUCACUGGGAGAAAUUUAGGUUGAUGGGUGAAACUAUCAUGGCAACCAUGAAAUUCAAAUGCCCAAGUUACACAAUCGAGCCUGAUGCCAAGUUACUAGCCUUCAUUGCUGACACGUAUAUUUUAUCUGAAGACGAUCAAUACAAGCUAUCUACGACCAUCGAACCAAGAUUAGCUACAGCAAGUACAAGCAGACUAAGAGAAUUGUGGUUACGCAUUUAACAGAACACAAGUUUUCAAGUCCGUUUCUGUAUAUAUUAUUUUAUAUUAUUAAUUACUUUUUUUUAUUCCUACAGUACAUUCCUUAUAACGCAAAUACCCUUCUUCCCUAUAUACAUAUAUACACACACAUUCUAUCACUGUACUUGUCAACUUUCCAUGCUUGCAUACGCAUGCACACACACACACACACACACAUAUACUCACUCACAUAGUU
Molecule: messenger RNA, 2069 nt
Organism: Mucor mucedo
Lineage: Eukaryota; Fungi; Mucoromycota; Mucoromycetes; Mucorales; Mucoraceae
Product: ras guanine nucleotide exchange factor domain-containing protein
Exons: 5
Coding region: 227-1855 (542 amino acids)
Biological process (GO): positive regulation of GTPase activity; Ras protein signal transduction
Cellular component (GO): plasma membrane
Molecular function (GO): guanyl-nucleotide exchange factor activity
Source: RefSeq, a predicted model, not a curated record